Hypoxylon trugodes is the source of this 4868-nucleotide messenger RNA. Its product is annotated as beta and beta-prime subunits of DNA dependent RNA-polymerase. Gene Ontology annotation, molecular function: DNA-directed RNA polymerase activity; DNA binding. NCBI's taxonomy places the organism in Eukaryota, Fungi, Ascomycota, Sordariomycetes, Xylariales, Hypoxylaceae. Gene Ontology annotation, biological process: DNA-templated transcription. The coding region runs from base 214 to 4707 and encodes 1497 amino acids. The record is from RefSeq and is a predicted model, not a curated record. The transcript is spliced from 2 exons.
CUAAAAUUUAUAAAUGCGACGAACUUCUUUCCUUUUGACCCACUAGACUUUCUUUUAUCUCCCGCGCCGCUUCUGGUCCACGCUGGUAUUUCAUGUGUGGAAUGAAGCGUCAAUUGCCCUCAUUACUGGGCUUUUAUAACACAAUACCCGGUCUGGGGUGACCUCUAAGGAAUCUCUUCGCGAUUUGCGCGCGCAUUUUCGCCGUCGAGCAAAAUGGCUACCACAACAACGACGAUCAUCCCGGUCAAGCACCAGGUCGUCGAUAAGCUGCCGAAAAAGUUUAAACAGCUAAAAUUCGGCAUUCAAUCGAACCAGGAUAUCGUCAAUCAAGCCGUUAUAGAAGUGUCCGAUAGAACUAUGUACGAUGUCGGCAGAGGCAGAGAACCAAUAGCAAACGGUCCUCUCGACAAGCGCUUGGGUACCUCGAGCAAGACCGGAAUAUGCACGACGUGUGGUCUGCGACUACAAGACUGCACUGGUCACUUUGGCCAUAUUCGACUACCGUUACCCGCCUUCCACAUCGGUUACAUCAAGUUCACGAUAACGAUCCUGCAAAACAUCUGCAAAGACUGUUCACGAGUACUAUUGCCAGAAUCGGAAAGGCGAAGUUACCUCAAAGAGCUAAGACGACCCUUCAUUGAUAAUAUGCGACGCAGCGCUAUUUGCAAGAAGAUCAACGAAGCAUGCAGGAAGAUCAAGAAUUGCCCUUAUUGUGGAGCAGUUAAUGGUCAGGUCCGGAAAGUUGGAGCUCUUAAACUCGUUCACGACAAGUUCAUCGCCUUCAACAAAUCAACUUCGCAAAAGAAACAACCCCCUACCAGCAAAAUUGAAUUCGACAGCUCCUUUCUAGAAGCCAAGAAACACGUCCAUGACCUUGAAAAACAUCUGAGGAAAGCAUUUGAAGACCUGAAUCCCCUCAGAGUCUUGAACCUAUUCAAACAGAUCAGUCCUACAGAUUGCGAAUUGCUUGGACUCGACCCUUCGGAAGGUCGCCCCGAAAUGUUCCUCUGGCAAUAUCUCCCUGCCCCGCCUGUGUGUAUUCGGCCUUCUGUCGCCCAGGAGGGUGCAAGUAAUGAGGACGACCUUACAGCACGACUUAGCGAUAUUGUCUGGGCAUGUGGUCUUAUUCGUUCUGCUUUGGAAAAGGGUACCGCCCUCCAGACCAUCAUGGAGCAAUGGGAAUAUCUGCAAUUGCAGAUCGCUUUAUAUGUGAACAGCGACGUUCCCGGUCUACAACAGAACGGCAUGAAAACUGGAAGAGGUGUCUGCCAGCGCUUGAAGGGAAAACAAGGACGAUUCCGUGGUAAUUUGUCUGGAAAACGUGUCGACUUUUCCGGCCGAACCGUCAUCUCACCCGACCCAAACUUGGCUAUCAAUCAAGUCGCUGUACCAGUGCUUGUCGCUAAGAACUUGACAUACCCUGAGCGAGUACAUCGUGGAAAUAUUGACAAGCUUCGAGCAUGUGUGCUGAAUGGACCCAACGUAUGGCCCGGUGCGCAAGCGGUGCUGAAGCAAGAUGGUGAUCAGUCAUUCAAAAUAUCUCUCAGGUUUGCCGAUAAAGAGACUGCCGCAAGGGAUCUACGAGAAGGUGACGUUGUUGAACGUCAUCUUGAGGACAAUGAUAUUGUUCUUUUCAAUCGUCAACCGUCGCUUCAUAAACUCAGUAUCAUGAGUCAUUUCGCCAAAAUUCGACCAUGGAGAACUUUUCGACUCAACGAGUGUGUGUGUGGGCCAUACAACGCCGACUUUGACGGCGACGAAAUGAACCUUCAUGUGCCCCAAACAGAAGAAGCUCGUGCUGAAGCUAUGAUUCUUAUGGGAGUCAAGCACAACCUGGCAACACCCAAAAACGGCGAGCCUAUCAUUGCGGCUACACAAGAUUUCAUCACGGCUGCCUACCUGCUUAGCAGUAAAGAUAAUUUCUAUGAUCGUAGAACAUUCACAUACAUCGUUAUGCAGAUGAUGGAUGGUGUCACUCAUCUUGACUUGCCGCCUCCAGCUAUCCUUGCCCCGAAGCGACUUUGGACAGGGAAGCAGAUAUUCAGUAUGCUCAUGCGACCUAACAAGGAAUCACCUGUCAAAGUCAACCUUGAUGCAAAAUGCAGAGAAUACGUGGAACCUGGCCCACCUCCCCCGGGUCAAAAGCCAAGAGCCCCAGAUAUGUGUCCAAAUGAUGGAUGGCUUGUUGUGAGAAAUUCAGAGGUCAUGUGCGGUCGAAUGGAUAAAUCUACGGUGGGAGCAGGAAAAAAGGAGUCUAUAUUCUAUGUCAUUCUCCGGGACUUUGGUCCCGAUGCAGCUGUCACGGCGAUGAACCGGCUGGCUAAGCUUUGUGCCCGAAAUUUGACCAAUCGAGGUUUUUCAAUCGGUAUCGGUGAUGUCUUCCCCUCAGCCACCCUUACCGAAAAGAAACAAGAACUUGUUGUGGAUGCAUAUAAGAAGGCCGACAAUUUCAUCGAACAAUUCAAUACGAACAAGCUCGAAAAAGCCACUGGUUGUACUAUGGAAGAGACACUAGAAACCAAGAUCUCUGGUACUCUUAGCAAGGUCCGUCAAGAAGCAGGAGAUUACUGUAUCAAGACACUCAGUAAAAACAAUGCCCCUUGGAUCAUGGCCUCAUCCGGUUCAAAGGGUUCAAACAUCAACGUCGCUCAGAUGGUAGCGGUCGUCGGGCAACAGAUUAUAGGCGGGCAACGUGUUGUCGACGGUUUCCAGGAUCGAACUCUUCCCCACUUCCACAAAAACACCCGCCAAGCUCCUGCGAAAGGUUUCGUACGAAACAGUUUCUACACCGGUCUUCUUCCAACCGAGUUUAUAUUCCACGCUAUGUCCGGAAGAGAAGGUCUAGUCGAUACAGCUGUGAAGACUGCCGAAACUGGUUACAUGUCUCGUCGUUUGAUGAAGUCGCUAGAGGACCUCUCAACCCAGUAUGACGAUACAGUUAGGACCUCAGGUGGUGGAGUGGUGCAGUUCCAAUUUGGUGCUGAUAAGCUCGAUCCCGUUGACAUGGAAGGCAAAGCCGUCCCCGUGAACUUCGCACGAACCUGGUCUCAUGCCGAAAAUCUUAGUUGGAGCAAUUCGGACAGGGCCUUGUUACCCUUCGAGAUCCUAGAGCUUUGCGACUCCAUCCUCAAAAAGGAACGCGAUCGAUAUGAGAGACGAGGAUUGUUGCAUGGUGAGUCCCUGGGCUAUAGGGACGAUAGUGACUACGCUAUUGAUGAGCAUGAAAGUGCUCGUAACUUCCUAGAUACCGUCUACGGACAUAUGGAGGGUUUAGCAAAGAAAUUGGCCAAAUUCCGGGCCUCUGCAGGUCUUGAUCCUCUUCUCACUCGACCUACCGGAUCUUUGGCAGCAAUUCACAAAAAAGAAAAGGGGACAGUUUCAAGGAUGGCGUCCGAGAGAGUGGCGAAGGUUUCUGAACGCACACUCCGCCAAUUUAUCGCAUUGUGCCUAGAAAAAUAUUCGAAGGCGCGCGUAGAACCUGGUCAUGCCGUUGGAGCCGUCGGCGCACAGUCAAUUGGUGAACCCGGAACUCAGAUGACGUUGAAGACUUUCCAUUUCGCAGGUGUUGCCGGUAUGAGUAUUACGCAGGGUGUUCCGCGUAUCAAGGAAAUUAUCAAUGCCUCGAAGUUGAUUAGCACGCCAGUUAUUACCUGCCCCCUGGAAAAUGAUAGAGAGCUUACGGCGGCACAUAUUGUACGUGCUCGAAUCGAGAAGACUUACGUCGAAGAUGUCCUUCGCUUCAUGGACGACGAAUGGGAGCCAUAUAGGGCCUUCAUUGCUCUUCAUAUCAACACUGAGACACUAGAAGGCAUGCACAUUGGUAUUACCCUUGACGACAUUGCAAACGCAAUUGUCAAACAGAAGAAGUUGAAGAUACAGAGGACGGAUAUUCAGGUCUUCGAACAAGACGCAUCAAUCGAGAUAACUAUUAGACUCCCGGAUACCGAUGCUUCCGCAACUCGGCGAGCACCUAAGAGCAAAGCAGCUAUUGCAGAGGCCACAGCCGAUCUACUCGUUCGAGUCAGUCAUCUCAAACGUGUAUUACCGGCAGUUCCAAUAUCUGGAUACCCGGAGGCUACUCGUGCUAUUAUUCAAACUGAAAAAGCUAAAGACCGGAGAAAGAGACUGGGCAAGAAGGCACCAAAGUCUAUGGAUAACGUGGAUCCUGAGAGCAAUUACAACAUGGUCCUGGUUGAAGGUUAUGGUUUGCAACAAUGUAUCAACACUGAAGGAGUUGUUGGUACAAAAGUUCGCACCAACAGUAUUCUAGAAUGUCGCGACGUCCUCGGAAUUGAGGCGGCACGAACUACUAUCGCCCAGGAAAUCUCAAGCGUCAUGGGCGAUAUGGACAUCGAUCCGCGACACAUGGAACUGCUAGCCGACGUUAUGACUUACAAGGGCGAAAUUCUCGGAAUUACCCGAUUCGGUCUAUCUAAGAUGCGAGACAGCGUAUUGCAACUCGCAUCUUUCGAGAAAACAGCUGAUCAUCUGUUCGAUGCAGCAGCCGGAAUGAAGGCUGACCGCAUUGAGGGUGUGAGUGAGAAGAUCAUCAUGGGACAGACUAUGUCCGUCGGUACGGGUGCGUUCCAAAUGGUACGAUACCUAGGUCAUAAGGAUAACCACUUCACGAAGCUACCGACUGUCUUCGAGGAUGCUUGGACAGAGGAACAUGAGCUGUCACAUAAGGGAAAGAGGCGAAGGAUAUAGCGAGGACCAAGGGGGUAUGUUAUGCAACUAUAUUGUUGCCCAUCUCAAAAUUUCCAUGUAGCAUAAAGGCAUAGGCUUGGAGUUUGGAGUGGCUACUACGAAAUUUGGCACGGCGUCUGCAUGGAAAAGAGUAGAGCACUUGAUUUUCUUCUAUUUUGCGU